This is a messenger RNA of Exophiala viscosa, 1655 nucleotides long. Its product is annotated as valyl-tRNA synthetase. NCBI's taxonomy places the organism in Eukaryota, Fungi, Ascomycota, Eurotiomycetes, Chaetothyriales, Herpotrichiellaceae. Gene Ontology annotation, biological process: ribosomal large subunit assembly; maturation of LSU-rRNA from tricistronic rRNA transcript (SSU-rRNA, 5.8S rRNA, LSU-rRNA). Gene Ontology annotation, molecular function: rRNA binding. The transcript has 2 exons. Bases 53 to 1195 code for a protein of 380 amino acids. The record is from RefSeq and is a predicted model, not a curated record. Gene Ontology annotation, cellular component: nucleolus.
CAUUCCUUCUCAAGGAAUUGACUGAUAUUUUGAUGCAAUUUUCGUAGUCGAGAUGUUGCGCGAGAUAAAACCCCGAAAUGCCCGGACGGCACGUAUCGUCAAGGCACGAGAGCCGCAGCAAGUCGAAUCACGAAAGCGAGUGCUUCUUCUGCACGGCUCCAAGAACCCUCAGCCAGUGAGCUCAGUGCUCAAAACUGUACAUACGUUGACGAAACCCGACUCGGUCCUGCUGAACAAGAAAAACGAGAACAUCCAUCCUUUCGAAGAUCCUGCAUCUCUAGAAUUUCUGGCGUUGAAAAAUGAUUGCGGUGUGGUUGUCUUUGGCACACACUCCAAGAAGCGACCGAACAAUAUCACUGUCAUGCGCAUAUACGAUGGCAAAAUGCUCGACAUGGUGGAGUUGCUUUUAUUAGUGCCGGCCGACCAGCCUCAAGCCGAACAGAAAUUGCAGAUUGGGGUCGAAAUGAAGCCUCUGGUUCUUUUUGCUGGAUCGCAAUGGGACGACACAUCAUCCUCUGAGCAAGCUACGCUCUACCAGACACUCAAGUCCCUCAUGCUCGACCUGUUCCAGGGUGAAGAGAUAUCAACAAUAGAUGUGGCUGGGUUGCAGUACAUUCUUAUGAUCGCAGCCGGCGAGACAACCUCGACAGAUACGACUGACCCUGCGAGUAAGCCGCUGCUACAUCUCAGAUGGUACAAGAUUCGGACUAUGAGAUCGACCGAUGCGAAGAUACCCAGAGUGGAACUUGACCCGAUCGGACCCAGCUUUGAUUUCAGAGUCGGACGGCACCGAGAAGCAGAUGCCGCAGUCAUGAAGGAGGCUAUGAAACACGGACGUCGGCCAAACGAAGCAAGAACAAAGAAGAACAUCGUUACAGAUCUGGUGGGCGAUAAGGUUGGCCGGGUACAUCUGGGCAAGCAGGAUCUCUCGACCCUACAGACACGUAAGAUGAAGGGUUUGAAGAGAGGACGAGAUGACGAUGUUGAUGAUCACCAUAUGAAUGGCGAGGAAGGUGAUGACGGUGUUCUCAUCGAAGACGAGGACAUGGAUGGUGGUAUGGAUCUUGAUGACGAAGUCUCCGAAGGUGGAAGCAGUCUAGGCGGCAGUGGUGAUGAAAUCAGCAUUGGAGAGGACGAAGAGAUGGAAGAUGGAGAUGAAGUGAACGAAAAGCCGAAGCGGCAGCGGAUAUCAUGAGCACGACAUCUUUGAAGGAUAUCGAAGGGGGAACGCCUUCUGAGAACAAUCUUUGAUUCGACAUGUUCUCAGCGAUUCAACAUUCUAUGUUGAAACCUACUCCAUCAAUCCGGGGGUACCCUCCUUUGACAGCGCUCGCUACUGUCAGCAGGAUGGUACCCAGGUUGAUUUACUACCGGCGCCCUCGGUGUUGUCAGUGAUCGUCUUCGCAAUCGCAGAAACUUUCCCGGAUGGGAUUCUCAGCUGGAUGCGCAGAUCCCGCCUCGGCCAGGCAAUCACGCUCCGGUGCAGGGUGGUCACGCAUGGCGCAGCUAUUAUUGAAGGGGUGUAUUGACGUGUCGGUGAAGCAGCUAUCGUGGGAAUGUUUGUGUCCCUGACUUGUCACUAGCGAAUCUGCAAUAUGUGAGCAAGGAGACAAUAGUGUAGGAACCGAAAAAUGUGAUAUUUUUUCUUGCCGGAA